Molecule: messenger RNA, 3630 nt
Organism: Lotus japonicus
Lineage: Eukaryota; Viridiplantae; Streptophyta; Magnoliopsida; Fabales; Fabaceae
Product: lysine-specific demethylase JMJ27
Exons: 11
Coding region: 113-2788 (891 amino acids)
Biological process (GO): regulation of transcription by RNA polymerase II
Cellular component (GO): chromatin; histone deacetylase complex
Molecular function (GO): histone H3K9 demethylase activity; chromatin DNA binding; transcription coregulator activity
Source: RefSeq, a predicted model, not a curated record
UGUCAAGUCAACGUGCAACGCAUUUUUUUCAGUGAAAGAGCCGGAGAAUGAUAUUUUCAUAAUAUUAUUUUAUUUAUUUUCAUUCCUCGUUGCAAUUCUGCCGUACGAUCACAUGGACUCCUCGUCCGAUCGCCGUCUCAAACCGGCGGCCAAGCGAGGCUCUGUCGCCGUGGAUCACAGAACGAUGAAGAAAAGAAAAGUCGCCGAUCGAUCGGAGCCGGAGCGGAUUGGAAAUUCGGCGGGGAAUCAAACGCCGACGGAGAAAACCGUUGAUAAGGAUAUAAAACAAGUCCAAGUGGCUGUAAGUUUGAUGUGUCAUCAGUGCCAGAGGAAUGACAAGGGUGGUGUUGUCUUUUGUUCAAGUUGCAACAGAAAACGUUACUGUUAUAUUUGCAUUGACAAGUGGUACCCUGGAAAAACCAGAGAGGAGUUUGAGACUCUGUGUCCAUUUUGUUUUGGCAAUUGUAACUGCAAAGCUUGCUUGCGCGAGGUUCCUGUGCUAAGGCACCCAGAAGUAGAUGCAAGUGUCAAAUUACAAAGACUCGUUUACUUGCUAUAUAAAGCUCUGCCUGUUCUGAGGCAUAUUCACAGGGAGCAGAGCUUGGAGUUAGAGAUUGAAUCCAAAAGAACGGAUACUCAACUGCAAGAAAUUGACAUUACAAGGACCAAGCUAGCCGAAAAUGAACGCUUGUACUGUGACAAUUGCAAUACAUCAAUAAUUGGAUUUUACCGUAGCUGCCCCAACACCAGUUGCUCUUAUGAUCUAUGUCUCACGUGCUGUCAAGAGCUCCGGGAAGGUUGCCAGCCUGGAGGUGUAGAAGCUGAAGCAUCUCAUGAACAAUUUGCAGAGAGUUUACAUAAUCAUAAUUCCAAGAGAGCUAGGAGUAAAACGCCUAGUAAAAGACAUGGGUGGGAGAGUGAACUUGCACCUACCGGUUCUGAUUUUCAAGCUGACAUGUCCUUUCCCCUUCCUGAAUGGAAAGCUAAUAGUGAUGGUAACAUUCCAUGUCCUCCAAAGCAGUGUGGAGGUUGUGGUACUGCAUUGCUAGAGCUGAGACGAAUUUACAAAGCUGAUUGGGUAGCAAAACUGCUAAAUAAUGCUGAGGAUCUCUCUAGAGAUUACAUGCCACUGGAUGCUGAUGUUACUGAAAAGUGUUCUUUAUGCCAGCCAUAUUUGAUUGAAGGAAAAACCAAUCCUGAAGUCAGGAGGGCAGCAUUCCGGGAUGACAGUAAUGACAACUUCUUAUAUAGUCCAAAUGCCCUAGACAUGCCUGAUGAUGAGAUUGAGCACUUCCAGAGGCACUGGAUGAAGGGAGAGCCCGUGGUUGUGAGAAAUGUUCUGGAAAAGACAUCUGGUCUUAGUUGGGAACCAAUGGUUAUGUGGAGGGCUCUCAGAGAAACAGGUUCUAAAGUGAAGUUCAAAGAGGAAACACGAAGCGUAAAAGCCAUUGAUUGCUGGGAUUGGUGUGGGGUUGAAAUUAAUAUUCACCAAUUUUUCCAAGGCUACCUAGAGGGCCGAAUGCACAAAAGUAGGUGGCCAGAAAUGUUGAAAUUGAAAGAUUGGCCUUCAUCAACCUCUUUUGAAGAGCGUUUGCCGAGGCAUGGUGCUGAGUUUCUUGCUGCACUCCCCUAUAGGGACUACACUGAUCCCAAUUCAGGUCUUUUAAAUUUUGCCAGUAAACUUCCUGAAAACUCACUGAAGCCAGAUUUGGGACCCAAAACAUAUAUUGCUUAUGGAUUUUCGGAAGAGCUUGGUAGAGGAGAUUCUGUGACAAAACUGCACUGUGAUGUAUCUGAUGCGGUCAAUGUGCUGACCCAUACAAACAAGGUGAAUAUACCUUCCUGGCAGAGAAAAAGCAUAGACAAAUUAAGAAAGGAAUUUGAUAAAGAAGACUCUUAUGAACUUUAUGAUGAAGCAUUAGGUGAUGUUGAUGGAAGAUCUAAAUAUAAAGCAUUGAAUCAUGAUCAAAAGGCAGAAAAUGGGGCUAACAGGAUUUCACCAAGUAGCCAAAUGGAUCAGAGCAUUUCAUCUAUUGCUGAAGGCAUGAAUGGACAGUUAGAAACACGGAACAUGGAAAAUAGUAUUAGCUUAACCUCUACUGAAGUUUCAGAUCCUUCCAGGACUUCCGAACUGGAACAUGUUCAAUCUGCAAGCAGUUCAGCUUCAAGUAAUACAAGCAGUAAGGAAGAAAGACCGAGGUUUGAUUUUAUAGAUGAUAUUGUGUCUGGUGAUCCCAAGUUAGAGCCAAAACAAGGCCUGGAGAAAGAUUCUCUGGUAAAUGAAAAUGGAGCUGAGGUUGUGCUUGGUGCUGCUGUCUGGGAUAUCUUUCGUCGGCAAGACGUUCCAAAGCUAAUUGAGUAUUUAAGAAAGCACAAGAAGGAAUUCCGUCAUAUCAACAAUCAACCUGUGGAUUCUGUCAUACAUCCCAUUCAUGAUCAGACUCUAUUCUUAAAUGAGAGGCAUAAAAAACAGCUUAAAAGGGAGUUCAAUAUUGAACCAUGGACUUUUGAGCAACACCUUGGUGAGGCUGUUUUCAUUCCAGCAGGAUGUCCUCAUCAAGUCAGAAAUAGACAACCCUCUUGUUACGGACCUGUGAAAAUGAAUGCUGAAUUAAAUUCCUCACAAGUUGCACCUCCCGUUUUCGAUGGAGAAAACAAUGAUCUUUGGGCUAUCAAAAUGGAGGCUUACCUGGAAGCUUUGGAUCUCUGCGAAGCUGUAGAAGAGGAUAAUGAGAUCCUUCCAUUGCCGAACAAUCCUACCAUGACCCAGAUCAAGAAUCAUAAGUAGAAAAAAACUCGGAAAGCAAAGGCAAAGUCAUGCCUUUUUGCUAGUGUUUCAACAACCAUCUUCUCUAGGAUCAUGACUUCAAGAACAACUGAAGCAUUUCGAGAUUAUUUGAAAGCGGAAUGUGUUGGUGAUCAAAGAAUGUGAAGCAUGCAAGUACUUAAUUCAUGAGAGGGAAUUUGAGUUGCAAAUGAUGAAAGAAUCUGAGUCGGUCAAGGAAUACUCAGACAAAUUGUCGAGUAUUGCCAACAAAAUAAGGAUGCUAGGAAAUGUUUUUGUUGAUUCCAAAGUUGAGAAAAUUCGAGUGACGUUGCCUGAGAGGAAUGAAACAUCUAUAACUUCAUUGGAGAACACGAAGGAUCUCUCUAAGAUCACUUUGGUAGAAGGGUAACAUGUCUUGCAAGCCCAAGAACAAUGAAGGAUGAUAAGAGAAGAUCAUGUGGUUGAAGGUGCCUUUCCAGCCAAGCAUCAUGAUGUUGGAUCCGAAAUAAAUAUUUUUUCAAGAAAAACUAGCCAAGAAGUAGCGAGAAUUUUCCAAACAACCAAAACAAAGACAGGGUUAGAAAAAAAUUACCUACCUUGUCAAUAUUGCAGAAAGAUGAGUCACCUACCGUUCAAAUGUUUGAAAUGGCCAGACGCAAAAUGCUGCAAGUGCAAUGAGAUGUGUCAUGAAGUUGUGAUUUACUGAGGCAAAAUCCAAGAAGUUGCAGUUGAAGCGAAAAAUGCACAGGAGGAGGAAGAAAACCUGCUCUUUGUUGUUACUUGCUUCUCUAGCAACAAUUUAAGUGAAUUUUUGUUGAUUAGUAGCAGUGUUAUCAAAUAUUCCGCCUUGGCGGUUUUCUGGC